GAAAAAAAAAAAAAAAAAAAUUAUACUUCCGGGCUGUCGGGGGCGGAUAUAGGCGCGAUUCGACACCGCGGGAAAGUUAUUUGUUCAUCCUGUGGCCACAACCUUUUUUUUUUUUUUUGCCUGCGACUGAAGACUUGUUAAGUUUUCACCGUAUUUAUUAAUCAUGUCUCAGGCUCUGGUCACAGAUUUCUUCUCCCAGAGCAAGAAAAGGACAGCCAGUUCGCUCAAGCCCAGCGACUCGACCAAAUCGGGAUCAGUCGCCUCUCCGAACAAAGACCUUUUCUCGAAUUCAGCCUCGAGCCAAAUCCGCGAUGAGUUCGUGCGAAUUAUCGACGCGGCGACGAGUUCGUCCAAAGGCGAGUGUGCUCCGGGUAAGAAGCCCAAAGCUCCCCGGCCCCCCUCAAAGCGGACCUCGCGAAACGCGCAACUUGGGACAGACGCGAGUUGGGCCUCCGCGCGGCGCAGCGCAACGGAGAAGAGGCGUCGGGUGGACGCCAAGACGACAACGGCGGCCACAAACAAAUGUGUCUUCUCGCACCCGAAACAACAGUCGACAGCUGAGCCGGUGCCCAAUGGAGUUCCCGAGCAGCUUUCGGCUUCAGCAGCCUCGUUUCGAAACCAAGCUAGCAUCUCACCACAGAAGGACGCCAUCAAAAGCAAGAAAAAUGGAGGACAGGCGAUACGGACUCAUUGUGGGGAAAAUAUGACAGCCAACAAGUUUCUCCUGAUGAGGAUCCAGAAACAAGCCGAGGAGUUCGCCACCGCCGCGUCGUGUACUUCAAAUUCCGCACCAACCGUUUCAUCCGCCAUUGCUAUGUCAAUGUCAGCUGUGGCUCGAGCAAAAGAGCUGGCUGCUAAAGCUAAGAGGACAAAGGAGAAAGACUCUGAGGAUGAAAAGAUACAGAAAGAGACUCCAGCUCGGGAGAGUAUUCAACAGCCAGCAUACCAGCAGUAUCACAAUCUAGCCCAGGAUACUCCCCCAGGCCUCUCCCUGCCUUAUCAGUUCAAGGUACUGGCUGAGAUGUUUAGGAGCAUGGACACAGUGGUUGCCAUGCUGUUCAACCGCUCGGAGACGGCGACCUUCUCCAAGAUCAAAAAAGGAGUGCAGGACAUGAUGCACAAGCGGUUUGAAGAACACCACAUUGGCCAAAUGAAGACGGUUUUUCCUGAGGCUUACAGCUUCAGACAGGAAAAGAACAUACCAACGUACAACAACUGUAUUAAGAAGGGCAGCUACCAGCUCACCAUGGAACCUGUCAUACUUUGUGGCCCAAAAGAAGGUCGACCCAUCUUGACGGCCUCUGAUCUUUUGGCGAGACGACACACCUUCCAUCACAACCUCCUUUCGAUUGCGAAACACCACCACAAGCUUUUCCUCUCCUCGCUAGUACCUCAAGUGUGUGUGCCAGAAGAAAAACUGACCCGCUGGCACCCGAAGUUUAAUGUGGACACUCUGCCAGCUGUGCAAGCAAGCUUACUUCCUCAACCUCCUUGCAUUGAUAAACUUAUAUCUGCCCAGGAGGUGUUGGACAAGGCCCAUUCUUUCAUCACACCCAAGAUGGAGAAAGCUCUGGUUUCUCUGGUUCAGAAGACGGGGGAUCAGAAUGGCCAAUGUACAAAGACGUCUCCACAAAAUCGAAACGGCACGCGAACGGCUUCACCUCGUAUUCCAAAUGCCCUGAAUGGAGUUUCACAGUCCUUGUUAGACAGAAUUCGGGAAAAGGAAGCCCAGAAGCUCCAGGCUGCCAUGACCAGAAGUCCUUCUCAAGAAGGGCGUCUCUUGAUGAUGUCCCGGCUCGGGGAGCUCGCUCGGAUUCUUCGGAAUGUUUUUGUAUCGGAAAAAAAACCUGCUUUAAUGAUGGAAGUCGUGUGUAACCGGAUGGCUGCCAGCUACAGAUCUGAUCUCACUUCAGGGGAAAUGGAGAAGCACAUCCGAUUGCUGGCAGAGCUCAACCCCGACUGGCUCGCCAUACAUCCAGUCAGAAAGGACUUGUACCUUAAAUUGAACAAGCACAUGGACCUCCGUGUAAUUCUGGAUAAAUUAAGCUGCAGCAUCAGAGAAGAGGAAAAACUAAGUGCAAUAUUGUGACUUAAAUCAAGCGCCUGUCACAGUUAACAGUUGCUUUGUUUAAAAACAGUCAAAAGGAGUUUGUGAGCAACACUUCACGGGAUAUGGCGGUGUUGUGAAGGGGUGUGUAACAGGAAGCAUGUUUUUGUUCCCCGGAAUCUGUAGUAGGGUUUCGAAACUUUUUUUUUUUUUUUUUUUUUUAAAGAGAUAUACACAUCACUAUUUUGAAUCGUGGGACAAUAUUAAAUGAACAACAACAAAAACAAUUGUCUCCUUUUGUAGCUGGAACAGCUUCUGAAAAAGCUAAGGUGCCAUCAUGCUGUCGAAACACAAUGUUUUUUUUUUUCCUCCUGUGAUCUUUGUGACGGCUUUAUAAAAUACUGUUUAAGUUGUGACGUUUCAACAAAGAGACGCAUUAAAAUGCGACGGGAUUGAUUUUGUUCCUCCUGCCAUGCAACGAAGCCCCGAAUACGAACCCUGUUGGAGGGUUUCCUCUUACAUCGGAGUAAUUCUGCUCAUUUGUUCACAUCAAAUAAUAUGCAAGUAUCAAUUGCCUAAAAGUGUAAAUCACACAAGGCUACUCUAAAAGUCGUCUUGUAUAUGUUGAAUGGUAGUGUGAAAUUAUAUUUUGUUCAAAGAGGGCUGUGUGGACUGGAAGAGAGAUCGGAAUUACCCCCCCCCCCCCCCCCCAAAAAAAAAAUUGGUUUCCUCAAUCAGGUCAACCUUUUGAACUCUGGCCAUGUUUUUGUUUACAUCGACAGGUUGUUUUGUCAAUUCUGGAAGAAGAAUAAAAAAUGCUUC
This is a messenger RNA of Phycodurus eques (leafy seadragon), 2869 nucleotides long. RefSeq names its product chromatin licensing and DNA replication factor 1 (gene cdt1). Gene Ontology annotation, molecular function: DNA polymerase binding; DNA binding. Bases 164 to 2089 code for a protein of 641 amino acids. The transcript has 10 exons. Gene Ontology annotation, biological process: DNA replication preinitiation complex assembly; mitotic cell cycle; regulation of DNA-templated DNA replication initiation. Gene Ontology annotation, cellular component: nucleus. NCBI's taxonomy places the organism in Eukaryota, Metazoa, Chordata, Actinopteri, Syngnathiformes, Syngnathidae. The record is from RefSeq and is a predicted model, not a curated record.